Molecule: messenger RNA, 282 nt
Organism: Funneliformis geosporum
Lineage: Eukaryota; Fungi; Glomeromycota; Glomeromycetes; Glomerales; Glomeraceae
Source: the annotation of a GenBank genome assembly
AUGCAGAUCUCCUUAAGCGAAAAGUGGCAUUAUAAGUCUACUCGAAAUCUUUUAUCAUUUCAAGAACAGCCAUUCUAUCCUCGUCUCUGUUUAGACGAGUGUAAACCCUACGUUCCGAUGGAUUCAAAUUAUCGUAAAUCUUUUGGUAAAAUUGGAGUUGUAAUUGAAGUUGAUGAAGGUGAAGUUGGAACAGAUGGAUCAGCAAUAGAAUUUAUAUCGGUUAUUGUUGAACAUUCAUUUUUUCCUAAUUUAAAUAAUGACAAGUAUUUAAUCAUCCUUUAG